UAAAGGUAUAUAAUGAGUUGAUAGGCAGGACCUGUACUAAACGGUUGUCAAGCAGUAGCUCCAAAGACCACACAAACCAGGAAAAUGAUGAGAAUAAUCUCUCUCGCCGCCUGCAUCGUUGCCUGCGUUUAUGCGGAUUCUUACCCAAAGGCUGGGGGUUACUAUCCCAAGAGCUAUGGAUAUGAUUUUGGAUACGGGGAUUACUAUCCCAAGAGUUACGGAAUUGGUCCAUAUGGUAACUUUGAAGGCGUGAACAGUGGUCUGGUUGGAUUUGGGGGCAUCAACAGUGGACUUGGUGGCGUUGGAGGAUACUAUCCCGGUUUGGUCGGUAUUGGAGGCGGAUCUGCUGCCGCUAGCUCAGCUGCCGCUGGAGGUGCUGCUGCUGCCGCCGCUGCUGCUGCUGCUGGACAAAAUGCUGCUGCUGCUGCCGCUGCCGCCGCCGGAAGAAACAGUGCUGCUGCCUCUGCUGCUGCCGCUGCUGGUGGACUGAAUGUUGCUCCAUACUACACCUAUCCUGGAUAUUAUUAUCAGGGACAACAGUUCUACAACUUCCCCGGUUACCACCUGAAUCAAUUUCCAGGAAACUACUACCAGUUCCCCCUAUACAACACCUUCAAUCCUUAUCUUGGUAUUGGAGGAGGAUCUGCCGCUGCUUCUGCUGCCGCCGCUGGUCAGGGUGCCGCCGCCGCCUCCUCUGCUGCCGCCAGUCAGGGAUUCAAUGGAUUCAAUAAUGGCGUCAUUCUUGGAGGAAGAAGACCAAGAAAGACAGGACCUGUACUUAACGGUUGUCAAGCAGUAGCUCCAAAGACCACACAAACCAGGAAAAUGAUGAGAAUAAUCUCCCUCGCCUGCAUCGUUGCCUGCGUUUCUGCGGAUUCUUACCCGAAGGCUGGGGGUUACUAUCCCAAAAGCUAUGGAUAUGAUUUUGGAUACGGGGAUUACUAUCCCAAGAGUUACGGAAUUGGUCCAUAUGGUAACUUUGGAGGCGUGAACAGUGGUCUGGUUGGAUUCGGGGGCAUCAACAGUGGACUCGGUGGCGUUGGAGGAUACUAUCCCGGUUUGGUCGGUAUUGGAGGCGGAUCUGCUGCCGCUAGCUCAGCUGCCGCUGGAGGUGCUGCUGCUGUCGCCGCUGCUUCUGCUGCUGCGCAAAAUGCUGCUGCCGCUUCUGCCGUCGCCGCAGGAAACAGUGCUGCUGCCUCUGCUACUGCCGCUGCUGGUGGACUGAAUGUUGCUCCAUACUACACCUAUCCUGGAUAUUAUUACCAGGGACAACAGUUCUACAACUUCCCCGGUUACUACCUGAAUCAAUAUCCAGGAAACUACUACCAGUUCCCCCUAUACAACACCUUCAAUCCUUAUCUUGGUAUUGGAGGAGGAUCUGCCGCUUCUUCUGCUGCCGCCGCUGGUCAGGGUGCCGCCGCCGCCUCCUCUGCUGCCGGUCUCAACACAGGAUUGUUCGGUCUUGGAGGUGGAUCUGCUGCCGCAAGCGCUGCUGCCGCUGGAGAUGCUGCCGCUGCUGCUAGCGCAGCCGCCGCAGGACAAAGUGCCGCUGCCUCUGCCGCCGCUGCUGCUGCCAAUGGAGCAGCUGUUUCAUCUGCUGCUGCCGCCAACGGAGGUUUGGGAUUGAACAUUGCCCCAUACUACUACAAUCAACCAGGAUAUUUCUAUAAUUUCCCAGGUCAAUAUGGAAACUUUGGUCAAUACCUCACCUACCCAGGAAACUUCUACAACAGCUUUCCUAUCUACAAUAACUACGUCCCUUACUAUGGUCUUGGAGGUGGAUCGUCUGCUGCUGCUAGUGCUUCUGCUGUUGGUGGAAGCUCUGCCGCUUCCGCUGGUGCUUCUUCUGUGGGUGGAUUUGGAAGAUUUAAUGGAAUUUAUGACGGAAUCUUCCUCGGAGGAUCAAGACGUAGUUUCAGAAGAAGACACAGCAAGGUUUACUAACGGAUCCGGCCAAUUAAAAUUGUUCUUGGUGUUGUUUUGUUAAUUUAUAUUAAUAAAUGUUUUAUUCUUAAA
Saccostrea cuccullata (small rock oyster) is the source of this 2016-nucleotide messenger RNA. Its product is annotated as spidroin-2-like. The record is from RefSeq and is a predicted model, not a curated record. The coding region runs from base 85 to 1944 and encodes 619 amino acids. The transcript is spliced from 6 exons. Lineage: Eukaryota; Metazoa; Mollusca; Bivalvia; Ostreida; Ostreidae.